AUGUUUCAAUCUACACUCUACAACAUCAUCACAGCAACCAUCUUUGCUCUCCUCUCCUCCAGCCUCGUCUACAUUUACACAGCCGAAUCGGCCACUGCAACCAUUGCGUCCGCUCCGCUCGUCGCAGCCAAGCAGCGCCUAACGACCUCGCUGUCUUUCAACUUGCUUAACAAGAGAAUCAUUCACACACCUGCCGUCGCAAUGACUGCUGCCAACGCAUCUGCUGCUAUUCCUCGAACCAUCCGAAAGGCCUUUUUGGCCAGAGAGCAGUCCGAGGGCCAGGGCGCCCGGGUGCGCCGCUCGAUUGGCACGCCGGCCCUGCGCAACUUUACGCCCUUUUUGAUGCUCGAUCACUUUUCCAUUAAACCUGGGGCUGGAUUUCCUGACCACCCCCACCGCGGCCAAGAGACCAUUACCUAUCUCCUUGAAGGCGCCGUCGAUCAUGAAGACUUUACGGGUGCCAGCGGCACAAUCAACUCUGGUGACCUUCAGUUCAUGACUGCCGGCAGAGGCGUGCAGCACAGCGAAAUGCCGCGCCAAAACGCCGACGGAAGCGCCAACGUGGGCCUGCAGCUCUGGGUCGACCUGCCCAAGGAGCUCAAGUACUGCGAGCCGCGCUACCGCGACCUCCGCGCCGCCGAGAUUCCGCAGGUCGACGUCGACGGCGGCAAGGCCACCAUCAAGGUCAUCUCGGGCCAGAGCCACGGCGUCGACUCGGUCAAGGACCUCGCCUACACGCCCGUCUGGCUGCUCGACGUGACGCUGCGGCCCGGCGCCAAGGUUGUGCAGCCGCUGCCGCAGGGCUGGAACGCCUUUUCGUACGUCCUCGAGGGCGACGGCGUCGUCUUUGGCAAAGAAGGCGACGACGCGAAUCGCGUGCCCGUCGCGCAGUACCACAAUGCCGUCUUUAACCAAGAGGGCGACGCCGUCUACGUGGAAAAUGACAAGGAUGCCGCCAAGGAUGCGCGUCUCGUGAUUGUAGCGGGCACGCCACUUGACCAGGAAAUCGUCCAGUAUGGGCCGUUUGUACUCAACUCGAGGGAAGAGGUUGUGCAGGCCAUGACAGACUUUCAGACGCACUCGAAUGGCUUUGAGCGCUCCAAGGGCUGGCAGUCUGAGAUUGGAAAGAGCAUGAGGCACUAA
Messenger RNA from Beauveria bassiana ARSEF 2860, 1143 nucleotides. RefSeq names its product Cupin, RmlC-type. The coding region runs from base 1 to 1143 and encodes 380 amino acids. NCBI's taxonomy places the organism in Eukaryota, Fungi, Ascomycota, Sordariomycetes, Hypocreales, Cordycipitaceae. The transcript is spliced from 2 exons. The record is from RefSeq and is a predicted model, not a curated record.